AUGCAAAGGAAACCAUUGGCUUACGAUAGCUUGAAGACAGUCAUUCAACACAUGGGACCAGAAAUAAGAUUCGAGUUAACAAGAUGUGUACCACAAAUCAGACUCACCGAGGCCGUUGUCCCACUGAAAAUCCACUUUCUCGAGUUAGGAAUGAACUCUACUAAAAUAAAUGGCACAACUUAUGAAAUGAGGACAUAUCACGAAUACGAUCAAGGAGCUACAGUACCCAAGUAUAUUCGAAAUCGUAAUAAAAAUGGUGGAUUGAGAGUGGACUAUGACCAGUUUGGACACAGAGAUGACUCGUUUCGCAAUGUACUCACUACCGGUGAUCUAGAUUUUCGAGAUGGGAGAGAACUACCAGCAGAAGGAAGGAUGAGAGAAGUUGUAGUAAAUGGACUGGAGGUUUUAUCUGAAAUAAUGAAGAAAAGCAUCGAAAGACGAGAAAAUCAAGUGGAGAGAUCAGAAGAGGACAACCGACAAAUUGAAGAACUUUUAAAUAGUUGUACACAUGUUCGCGCCGCCAAUGACAAAGAGAUCAGAGCGCUUCUCUUCAUACGGGAAGUAAAAACUCUUUUUAGCCUUUCUUUUGAGUCUUUGCGGAUGGCAUUGGACGAAGUUACGUCCCUCAUGCAACCAUACAUUUUUGAACGACAUAAUCAGCCAACGCCGUGGAGGAAUGUGAUCCGAUUGUCCAUUACUUCAAAAAACAAAAAUCAGAAGAUUCAUCAACUGCCUUUCAACUGUAGACUUCAUGAAGCUGUGAAGAUUCUGAACAAACUUCUGGUUUGUAGAGGAAAUCCAUUGGUGAAUGUGAAUACCUUGAAUAUCUCCAACUCUUACUAUAUUCUAAGAAUGCCUGUGAAUUUCAAGCUGAAAAUCAAAAAUUUGGAUGGAGAAGUAAGAAAUUCCUUCUACGAAGCGCUAAGCGGUAUCAUCCAUGAAUCAAGCUACCCACUGAAUCGUGUCUAUGUGAACUGCAUUUCUGAUAGCGUCAAUGUUCUCGACCAUCCCCUUAUUAGAGACGCUAAAACUCUAAACGUUACUGCCGUGACCCUGCCGAGACAACAACGACUCCCUCUUCUUCUCAAGAUGCAAAACCCAACAAUUUUGGUAGAUUCUCUUGGAUUUCUAGAAACAAAUGGUAUGAUUGCAUUGAUUAGAAAUUUGAAGGAAAGUUCCCGACCCAUCGGACACAAAAUCCGACUCAACACCCUUGGAUUCAACACAGCGUUUGAAACUUUGAAAGAAAUUGCAAACCAAUUUAAUGGGACUCGCAUUCGGGGCAGAAAAAUCAAAAUUCCUAUAAAUGACGCCUCAACUCUUCAAGUAUCAUACCUUCCUAAACACAUUGACUCUGGCAAUGAAGAUUUCUAUUUGGAAAUUGUCGUCGUGAGUGAUAAUAAUUAA
Molecule: messenger RNA, 1407 nt
Organism: Caenorhabditis remanei
Lineage: Eukaryota; Metazoa; Nematoda; Chromadorea; Rhabditida; Rhabditidae
Exons: 3
Coding region: 1-1407 (468 amino acids)
Source: RefSeq, a predicted model, not a curated record